Molecule: messenger RNA, 1497 nt
Organism: Caenorhabditis briggsae
Lineage: Eukaryota; Metazoa; Nematoda; Chromadorea; Rhabditida; Rhabditidae
Gene: Cbr-ugt-26
Product: Protein CBR-UGT-26
Exons: 7
Coding region: 1-1497 (498 amino acids)
Molecular function (GO): UDP-glycosyltransferase activity
Source: RefSeq, a predicted model, not a curated record
AUGACCCUAAACAUUCUAAUCCAUUCCCCAUCCUAUGCAGCUAGCCACACAAAUUUUUUGGCACGAAUCGCUGACACUUUGACGGAAGCUGGGCAUAAUGUGACUUUUCUAGUGCCGAUUGUGGCUGAAAACCAUCUAGGAGUGAAAACCACUAAAGAUGUGAUUCUUGUGAAACCGGAUGAGACAAUGAAAAAUGAUAUGGCACAAAUUUUCACUGGUGAAAAUGAUCCAUUGUGGUCCAUUGAGAUGAAGCCAUCGAAUUUGAAAUCGAUGUUCUCCGCCUACGUUGAUGUGAUGACUUUAACAGCAGAAAAUUUCAUAAGAAGCAAAGAAAUAAUGGAAAAAUUGAAGACUCGAAAAUUCGAUGUGGCAAUUGCUGAGCCAUUCACUGUUUUUGGUCUGGGAUUAUUUGAAAAACUUGGGAUCAAAAAGACAAUUCUGGUUUCUUCAUGCACCCAUUUUGAUUUUUUACUACCCCAUAUCGGGGAGCCAGAGGAUUUUAGUUCGGUUCCAACCCUUUCCAGUCAAGUUGGGGACAAAAUGAGUAUGCUGGAGAAAUGGGACAAUUAUCGGUUUGCUGCUGAAACAAAAUCCAGUCUUGCUAAACUUUUCGACGCGGAAACCGUAGCUUACCGAAGAGCAUUUGGAGCGAAAAUUCCGGAUUGGAAGGAGUUGAUGUCUUCUGCUUCUUUGUACUUCACCAACUCAAUUCCAUUCAUCGAUUAUCCACGUGUCACAAUUCAGAAGACAAUUCCGGUUGGAGGAAUUACGGUAGAUUUGGAGAAAAUUCGAGGAGAGAAAUUGAGUGAGGAAUGGGAGGAAGUUUUGGGAAGAACAACAAAGACUAUUUUGAUUUCUUUUGGAUCAGCAGUUCCGUCGUCGGAAAUGCCAGAGGCUUGGAAAUCUGGCAUCCUCGCUACGAUAAAAUCAAUGCCCAACGUUACAUUCAUUUGGAAAUAUGAGUCUGAAGAUCUCGAAUUCGCCAAAUCAGUUGAAAAUAUUCAUUUCUCAAAGUGGGUCCCUCAGACAGCCCUUCUCGCAGACCCCCUUCUCUCUGGAUUCAUGACGCAUGGUGGAUUGGGAAGUACAAAUGAAUUGGCUCAUCUUGGAAAGCCAGCAGUCAUGGUUCCAAUAUUUGGAGAUCAAACUAGAAAUGCAAAUAUGUUAGCUAGACAUGAAUCGGUUAUUGUACUUCAUAAGAAGGAUUUAGCGGAUGAGGAGAAAAUUGGAAAAGCAAUUCAUUCAAUUUUAUACGAAGAAAAGUACAUGAAAAAUGCUAUUCGAGUAGCUGAGAUGUUGAAAAAUCAACCAACGAAUCCGAAGGAGACAGUGGUGAAGUACACUGAGUUUGUGGCAAGAUUUGGACCCUUCCCACAAAUGGACCCAUACGCCAGAAAGCUGAAUUAUUUCCAGAAGACUUUUCUGGAUAUUUAUUUAACUGCUACUAUUGGUAUCCUGGCUAUCGGGGCACUUUGUGUUUUACAAUUUGUAAUAUGA